Molecule: messenger RNA, 2891 nt
Organism: Myotis daubentonii (Daubenton's bat)
Lineage: Eukaryota; Metazoa; Chordata; Mammalia; Chiroptera; Vespertilionidae
Gene: COL23A1
Product: collagen type XXIII alpha 1 chain
Source: RefSeq, a predicted model, not a curated record
CCUCCCCUGGGUGGGUCCCGGCUCCUUUUCUGGCAGAGUCUAUCUGCAUAGAGGAAACUGCCCAAAGUGGCUGUUGUGGAGUUGCCGGCGGAGGGGAAGGGGGCGUGCGCCGCAAUCCGCUGCUGCCUGGAGGCCAAGCCCUGCGCCUGGCAGACCUCGUGCCUCGGGUUCUCUGCCUGCUCCCGGCGCGCUCAGUCUUCAACCCCAGCUCUGCACCGCCCCCUCGGACAGCACACGCCAAGAUCGCGCCAUGAGCCCGGGCGAGCGCGACGGCGGCAGCACACGGAAGGGCGGCCCGGCUGGCGGCGGCGGGGGUCGCCCGGCGAUGGCGGUGGGAGCCUGGGCGGUGAGCGCGCUGUGCCUGCUGCUCUCCAUGGGCUCAGCGGCCGCCUGUCUGCUGCUGGGCGUCCAGGCGUCGGCGCUGCAGGGCCGGGUGGCAGCGCUCGAGGAGGAGCGGGAGCUGCUGCAGCGCACGGGGCCCCCGGGCGCCCUGUCUACCUGGGCGGAGCCGCACUUGGAGCGCUUGCUGCGCGAGAAGUUGGAGGGACUAGUCAAGCUCCGGACUGUUCGGGAAGCACCAUCGGAAUGCGCCUGCCCUCCGGGGCCCCCUGGACGGCGUGGCAAGCCUGGAAGAAGAGGUGAUCCCGGUCCUCCAGGGCAAUCAGGACGAGAUGGCUACCCGGGACCACUGGGUCUGGAUGGAAAGCCAGGACUUCCCGGCCCCAAGGGAGAAAAGGGUGCACCAGGAGACUUUGGACCCCGGGGAGACCAAGGGCAGGAGGGGGCUGCUGGGCCUCCAGGGCCCCCUGGGCCUCCUGGGGCUCGGGGCCCUCCUGGCGACACAGGGAGAGAUGGACCCCGGGGAGCACCAGGCCCAGUGGGUCCCAAAGGAGAAGCUGGACAAGACGGUGAGACGGGCCCAAAGGGACCUCCAGGGCCCAAGGGUGAGCCCGGCAUUCCUGGAAAGAAGGGGGAUGACGGGACGCCAAGCCAACCAGGGUUCCCUGGACCUCCAGGGCCCAAGGGCGAGCCGGGGAGCGUGGGGCCACGGGGAGAGAAGGGCGUGGACGGUGUCCCAGGGACAAAGGGGGAGCCCGGCCAGCGAGGAGCCGAUGGAGCCUCAGGGCUGCGGGGUCCCCCAGGCCUCAAGGGUGAGCAAGGAGACACGGUGGUGAUUGACUACGAUGGCAGGAUCUUGGAUGCCCUUAAGGGUCCUCCCGGCCCACCAGGGCCUCCAGGAAUCCCCGGAGCCAAGGGUGAGCUCGGAUUGCCCGGUGCCCCCGGAAUCGACGGAGAAAAGGGUCCCAAAGGACCAAAAGGAGACCCAGGAGAGGCUGGGCCAACUGGACCCAAAGGGGAAGCAGGCGAAAUGGGCCUGUCUGGCCUCCCGGGUGCCCACGGCCCCAAGGGGGAGAAGGGAGAGCCGGCACCUGACAGCCUACGAGAGAGCCUGGCCCAGCUCAUAGUGGAGCCAGGGCCCCCCGGCCCUCCUGGUCCCCCAGGCCCCAUGGGUCUUCAGGGAAUCCAGGGUCCCAAGGGCUUGGAUGGAGCAAAGGGAGAGAAGGGCGAGUCAGGGGAGAGAGGCCCCAGCGGCCUGCCUGGGCCAGCUGGUCCACUAGGCCUUAUUGGGCUGCCAGGAGCCAAAGGAGAGAAGGGCAGACCCGGGGAGCCAGGGCUAGAUGGUUUCCCUGGACCCCGAGGAGAGAAAGGCGACCGGAGCGAACGUGGAGAGAAGGGAGAGCGAGGCAUCCCUGGCCGGAAAGGAGUGAAGGGCCAGAAGGGCGAGCCGGGACCACCAGGACUGGACCAGCCAUGCCCUGUGGGCACUGACGGGCUGCCCGUGCCUGGCUGCUGGCAUAAGUGAUCAGAACCCAGCUCACUGCCUGUACAGAUCCAUGUGGACAUUUUUAAUUUUUGUAAAAACAAAACAGUAAUAUAUUGAUUUUUUUUUCAUGGGAUGCACUGCCUGUGGCCUUUAACCUUUGAGCAUGUGCCCGGCCCAGCCCCAGAACAAUCAGCAUGUGAAGCUGGCAGGAACGUGGACAGGCCAAUCAGGGAAUUGUGUACUUGAGGGACAAUCGUAGGAUUUGGUGCCUGGCUCAGACGAAGUUGCAAAGAUGCCGGGUUGGGCCUUCAGUCACCUGAUUAGCAGAGCGUCUGGCUGCCCAGCUGCCCUACAAGAGCCUGCUCCCUAAAACCCCAGAGCCCCCCGGGGGGGCACCUGGGGCAUGGACGCCCUGCAGCUGCUCCAGCCUCUUCAGCCAGAGCCAGCUGCUCACCCUCCCGGACCCUGGGUUCACCAGGAAGGACAAGCCUCCCACUUGCAGCUGGGUACUGGGAGCUGUAGAAAGCACCCCAGGCAGGUCUAGCUCUCACCAAGUUCAUUAGGCCUCGGGAAGCCAGCCUGUUUGAGAACACAUGUCCUCUGGCCAGGAGUACAGGCCAAGCACUGUGAUCACCACCACAUGGACCCAACUGCAAGGAGCCCCAUGGUGACCAAGUGUGGAGGGUGGCAAGGCCCAUGCUGGAGUGACUGCUGCUUCCUGUCUGUCCCCCCCACCCCAGAACAGGGGUGUGAUGAGACUUUGCCGCCGGAGGAGAUGGGCCUCUAGCUCAGAGCUUGGGUCUCACUGGCCCCAGUCUCCCACCCAGGAGCACUCUGGUCCGCUAGCCGAAAGUGGUCUUCCGGGUGAACUGUACAGAUGAAGAGAAUCCCGGUGUGGUUCCCAGCCGGCCCGAGCAGGGGGCCUGCGACCUGAGCCUCGCGCUCGAAGGAAAGGCCUCCCCACCUGUGACAAAGGUCCCAGCCACCAGCUCUGGCCCAGCGACUUGCCUGCCCUCUCUGUGUAGAUAGGUAUUGCUGUGUGUAAUAAACCAUGAAUUUGUGUCUG